AUGGAAAAACACCCAUGGUCUCAAUAUUAUAUCGGGCGAAACAGAUGCUCUACAGAUAUAUUUGACUCCAAGUUGGAACAAAUUCAAGAAUUCCGAAAAGCAUCAAUAAUUUGGAAUUCAGGAAAUGAAAUUCGGCAAAUUUCAAACAAAUCGGUCUCAACAAAUAUAACUUCAAUGAAAGUUCCACAUAUUCCUUAUGCGCUUUAUUCGGUUGUCAAAACAAAUGGAACAACCAUAGUUCUGACUCCAAUUUUCAACGAAGUUGUUGCAAAUGAUCGAUUUGAUCUCAGAUUUAUUCGUCUCACACCAUCUGCAAGAGACACUUUGAAUGAGGGCAAAAUCGACAUUCAGAAAUAUCAUCGUGGUUCAGUUAUUUGUGUCACGAAAAUGGUGCCGAACAAGAGAUUUAGAAGAGAACAACGUUCACAGAUUGAGUUGGCUGAUAUGCAAACUCCAGAGAGCAGCAAACAAUAUUAUUGGAAAGUUUUCGAAUUCUUCGAAGUUACUCCAACAAUCAGAGAUAAUAUUGUGAUAGUUCCAUAUCGUACAAGUUCUGAUGGUAACUUUUAUUGUGUUGGGGACAAGCUUCAAAAAGAACUGUAUUUGAAACGAUUGGAUGCACCAUUGGGAACAUGUUUGAAUACUCUUCUUGUUGCUAAACUAUUCACACCAAAUUACCACCCCGGCAUAUUCUUGAAAUCAUUAAUUUCAUUGAAAAAAAGAAAAGAGAUUAUGAUGAAAUGUCAAGAUAUUAUACCUAUUGAUAAGAUUCCAUGGCUCGUUUUGAGGUCUCAAACAGCACCACAUGGUAUCUAUGAAAAAUUCGAAAGUUUCAAACAAGUGUUCGCUUUUUAUCCCAAAAACAAUGCAUAUGGGAAUUUGAUGGCUAUCACUGAAUUUGCAACAAAUGGAGUUGAUGUUUUUCGGAAAUCAAAAAUGGAUCUCGAUGAUUAUUGCACAACAAUUGAUCUUUGGUUUAUUGAGAAUGAAAAAGUUUAUUUCAAUUUCAAACUUCGUGGUUCGAAUAUUUUCGAAAAAUGGAACAUUCCAAAAGCUUUCAUAAAUGCGAGUCUUGGUUCACAAAACGAGGAAUUUAUUGCCAAAAUAAUUUCAGUCACAAAAACUAACGAUCUCGAAGUUUUGAUUCAAGCUGAAGCAAUGGAAAUAAUUGCCGAAUUACUUGCCGAUGGUGAAACAACCAUAUUUGUCAGAGCAAAAUUUUGUGCCGGCACACAAUUUAGCCGCUUGAAAAUGACAAAAAUUCCAGUCUUCUCAAACGCUGAUCUAAUUAUUCAAUCGGUUUUCGGAAAUUCAAUAAUUCCAAAAUUCAUCACCGACAAUCCUCUGGUCAACAACAUGAUUCCUCAAAACAUGUUGCCAUCACAAUAUGAAUAUGUAAAAGCUAUUUGCGAUCCAAGUUUGCCCGCAUUUAUUGCUUCAAGUUCAUUCGGAAGUGGAAAAUCAACAACGAUUGCAAGAGCAGCUGGAAUUUUGUCUCACUUUCAACCAGAUAGAUAUCAUAUCAUUAUGGCUUCGACAAACUCCAGUGUUCUUGAUUUGGCAGAUAAAGUCUCCAAAAUCGAAAAUAUUUUCCAAGAUGAUAUAGUUCGACUUGUAAGUGACAAUGUUAUGUUACAAUCGGAGAAAACUUCACAUUUUGAUUAUCCUACUGUUUUGAGAAACAAAUGCAUAGAAGUCUUCGAAUCCCAUCAGAAAGGUAUUCAAAUCGCUAUUUAUUCUCAUUUUCAACAAGUUGUGGCUUAUUUGAAAUCGAAAAAUAUCAUAACACCAACAAAUUCGAAUUUAUCAAAAUCUGUCAAUAUAACUCGGGUAUGA
Molecule: messenger RNA, 1836 nt
Organism: Caenorhabditis angaria
Lineage: Eukaryota; Metazoa; Nematoda; Chromadorea; Rhabditida; Rhabditidae
Source: the annotation of a GenBank genome assembly